UCAAACUCUCCCGAAGAAAGUGCUGCUGGUGGCCACAGUUGAGUCCUGCUGCUGCUGCUGCUGCUGCUGCUGCUGCUUUGUGCGGCCAGAAGGCGACUCGGGCGCCGCUGGAAAGGCGAGGACCUGGGGAGGGACGCUGUGGAGCGAGGAGCCUGGGAGGCGCAGCAGUGGCGGAGCGUUGGCUCCCACGCCUGGCCUCCCUCCCUCCCGCUCUCGCUGCCGACCUGCGAAGCCAGGAGGCGAAGCGAAGGGCCAAGCCCAGAGGGGCUCGGGCAGUCGGGGGAGGCCAGGCGCAAGAGGCUCCUCCCGGGGCUGGCGGCGGCGGGCAGGAUGGGCGCCAGCGGGGAGGCGCCCCCCGGGAUGCCGGUGGUGCUGAUGCUGGGGGCCGCCUUGGGCGCCCUCCUGUGGCCGGGGGCCGCGCGGGCCAGUGAGUACGACUACGUGAGCUUCCAGUCGGACAUCAGCGCCUACCAGAGCGGCCGCUUCUACACCAAGCCCCCGCAGUGCGUGGCCAUCCCGGCCGACCUGCGCCUCUGCCACAGCGUGGGCUACGACAAGAUGGUGCUGCCCAACCUGCUGGACCACGAGACCAUGGCCGAGGUCAAGCAGCAGGCCAGCAGCUGGGUGCCGCUGCUCAACAAGAACUGUCACGUCGGCACCCAGGUCUUCCUCUGCUCGCUCUUCGCCCCCGUCUGCCUCGACCGCCCCAUCUACCCCUGCCGCUGGCUCUGCGAGGCGGUGCGCGACUCCUGCGAGCCGGUCAUGCAGUUCUUUGGCUUCUACUGGCCCGAGAUGCUCCGCUGCGACCAGUUCCCGCAGGACGACGUGUGCAUCGCCAUGAACGCCCCCAACGCCACGGGGGAGCCCUCCAAGCCGCAAGGCACGGCCAUCUGUCCUCCUUGUGACAAUGAGAUGAAGUCGGACGCCAUCCUUGAGCACCUGUGCGCCAGUGAAUUUGCCUUAAAAAUGAAAAUCAAGGAGGUGAAGAAGGAAAACGGAGACAAGAAGAUCAUCCCAAAGAAGAAGAAGCCCUUGAAGCUGGGCACUAUCAAGAAGAAAGACCUCAAAAAGCUGGUGCUGUACUUGAAGAACGGGGCGGAUUGCCCUUGCCAUCAGCUGGACAACCUCAACAACCAGUUCCUCAUCAUGGGGCGCAAAGUCAAGACCCAGUACCUGCUGACGGCCAUCCACAAGUGGGAUAAGAAAAACAAGGAGUUCAAAAAGUUCAUGAAGAAAAUGAAAAGCCCCGAAUGCCCCACAUUCCAAUCCGUCUUCAAAUGAUCCACCGGAGCCCGAUGGGACCUUCUUGCGGGCUCUGAACUUGCACAGACUAUGACUUGGCAGCUCCUCCUCGUGGAUGCUGUUCCUCAAAUCCAUCUUGUUUUCUUUCUGUGUUUUUAGUGUCCUCUAUUUCCUGAUCUCUUCCCACUUCCAGUUAUAUCCCCCUAAGGGAAUGUUCCAACGCUUAUGUAGGUAGGUUUGGAGUUACUAGGACAGCAGCAUCUGAGGCCAUAUUGAAAACAACCCUCUCCAACAGAGCUAGACAGUUCUCCAGUUUUCAGGUAGAAACCAAUGUUUUCGGGCGGGGGGGUAGACGCAUUUUCUUUAUCACCUCCAUAUUCACCCUCUUUUUUAAAAAAAAAUCCCAUUUCCUGGCUGAAGUUUGGUGCCCGUUUCCCCCUCCCCUGGCAGUUGCUCCAUCCUCCAUCCUUCACCAUUCACCAUUCACAAGGGUGAUCCUUGCCAAUCAGGGAUCCUGUCGUAGAUGGGAUGAUGUCACAACACUCCGUAGCCAAUUAAAGUUGACUAUCUGAUGAUGAUGUCACUGAGGAGUGAGUGAGAGUCAUAUUAUUGAAUGAGGCGAGUUAAAGCAAUAUUAUGAAGUGGACGUUUGGGGUUUUUUAAGCGAAGGGAUUACUGAUAAAUGGCCUCAAAGGGAACACAGUUCCCCGCCCCCAGUGAGCCUAGAAAUGUGUUUGAAAAACUGUGAGUGGUUUCAGCUCAGCUCUGCUUUGGAAAACCUGAAGGUGCAGCACAUAUGUGAGAGGAGGUCUGUAAGAUCACAAGAGCAUUCACACAUGCAGUGCCAGUGGGGUUUUCUUGCAAGGAAAUCUGCUUAACUGAACCAUUUGCUUGUGAGGUUAGGGCUGUUGGAUGUGGGUCAUGUGGGGGGGUGUCCUUCACUUUUGCAGGAGAACAUCUGAGCGCACUGUUGCCACAUGUACAUUCGCAGAAAGCGAAUGCUGUGUUGAUGGCUUAGGUACUGAAAUAAUUUGGGCCCGCAUUGAGCCGACCUCUGCCCAGUGCUACACUUUUCUCAAUUCUGGGUGCCCUCUCUUAAGAGUUCGAGGAGGAAAGCGCUGGGAAGGGUUACCCAUCCCAACACCCUGUGCACAGCUUCCAAGAUGGCGCUGGGGCUUUCGAGGGCACCGUUUCCCUUAAAGCAGUCCCUUGGUGCUGGCAUCAGCCCAGCACUGCAUGAUGGGGACAAUCACCUCUGCACAGUGCCAGGGGAACUGUGCAGAGUGUUCAGCUCCCACCAAAGCUUCACACAGGGAGUCACACCUACAGGUGGUUGGUGAGGGCCAACCGCACCUAUGGGGGUGGGUACAAUGUAGAGGAAGUUCAGAAGGGGGGGCAUAAGAAGAACCCUGCUGGAUGAGGCCAUCGGUCCAUCUAACCUAGCAUCCAGCUUCUCACAUUAACCAGCCAGAUGUCUCCGGGAAGCCCCCAAGCGGGCCCUGAAGGCAUCUGCCCUCUUAUGCUUUUGCCCCCCAGUACUUGGUUUUCAGCAGCAAACUGCCUCUGAAUAUGGGGGAUCCAUCUAGCCAUCACGGCUACCAGCUGUUAGCAGACCUGUCCGCCGAGAACAUGUCUUUGGUUGAGCUAUAGAGCUAUUUGGAUUGGUUUUUCUGUCUCCUGAAAGGGGGAAUUGCCAAGGCAGGAUGUAGGCUCACAAGAGGGAUGGAGCCGCAUGGGAAACAGACAGCAUGAGGCAAAAGAAAUGUAAUACCUGGGGUAGUCUGUAUUCCCGAGGGCACCUUCAUUCUCGAGAGAGUGGGCUCAGGGGCAGAUCUGCCAUUUUGUGGCCACAUGCAAAGGCCACCAGGGGGCGUACCAGAAAGGGGGCCACAAUCAGCCACAGGCCCUGUUUGCUCCCUCUGCCACAGGUGCUGGGUGGUGAUGUCAUUAUACCGCAUCAUGGCUGUGGUGCCUAGUGGUCAUCAGCGGGAGGGAGGGAGCAUCUGGGGACCCAAGUUUGAGAACCUUUGCCUUGCUUUAUUUUGAUUGUGGCAUCAAACGUUGGUGCCACCUAGCAUUAACAAAUCUACAGAGCCCGUGCAUCCAGGCCUAGCACGUUUAUGUACACUCACAACUUGCAUACAUGAUUCAAAAGACGGAAGUUAACAUUAAAGUCUGAAUUAUUUCUUA
Messenger RNA from Hemicordylus capensis (graceful crag lizard), 3432 nucleotides. It is a transcript of the gene SFRP1, whose product is annotated as secreted frizzled related protein 1. The record is from RefSeq and is a predicted model, not a curated record. Gene Ontology annotation, molecular function: Wnt-protein binding. The transcript is spliced from 3 exons. Lineage: Eukaryota; Metazoa; Chordata; Lepidosauria; Squamata; Cordylidae. Gene Ontology annotation, biological process: canonical Wnt signaling pathway; non-canonical Wnt signaling pathway; negative regulation of canonical Wnt signaling pathway. Bases 331 to 1281 code for a protein of 316 amino acids.